AUGAAGCGCAGUUGGCGCAUCGACCUCGAGACUUUCCCAAGCGAGCGCGACAUCUACGCUAGUCUUGAAUCGGCGACCGAGGGCGACGAGAAAGUGCCCCACCUACCAGGUUGUUACUUCGGAGGUGAUGUGCCAGUCGACUCGGAGAAGCUAGCGGCGGACUACUUCCGGUGGAAACGGGAGGCGCAGGAGGAAGAUGUGUGGACCCCGUCUAUAUUACCUGUGGUACCCACCAGGACUAGGACAGCUGAUUAUGCGGAUGAACAUGCGGACGACGAUAAUCUUCGACGCCGCGUUUCUGUUGUGGGCCAGGCGCUUCUCACGGAUGCGGAUAUAGAGAUGCUACCGUAUAUUCUUACGGUGACACUCUUCCGAAGGAUAGGCGGCAGGUUGCGUGAUUUCAAAAGUACUCGCCAUCUCUGCAUUGCGCUCCGCGAUGCCCUGGAAGCCCACGAUGUCGCGUACCGUCUUAAAGGCGUGCUUCAUCGAGACAUCAGCGAGGGGAACAUUCUCAUAGCCAAGAUAAAGGGCAAAGCGGGCGCCAUUGAAGGGCUUUUGAUUGAUUGGGAACUCAGCGUUCACAUCGACAGUCAGGGUAUCCCGCGCCGCAAGAGCCGCACAGGCACAUGGGCGUUCAUGUCUGCUCGCAUGCUCGAGCAUCCUAAGGGUUUCGUACACGAUGUCCGCGACGAUCUGGAGUCGUUCUGUCAUGUUCUGUACUGGCAUGUUCUACGAAUGCGGCAUACCAUAGACGUAACACAGAAAGGGCGUCUGUGGGAUGUAAUGGGGAAGAUCUUCAACCCGGACGAGAGUCAGGACACUCCUCAAUCUGGUGCUGACGAAAAACGUCAAUAUCUCCGAUGCACCACCGAGGCCAUCAACCAGGCAAGGGGCCAAGUUCUACCAGAGGGGCUACGCUUCAUUAUGGCUGAUAUGUGCACGCCAUUCGGGAAGAUGUAUGCCGCCCCACCGACCGAGCUGACGCCUUUGGAAAGCUCGAAUUUUGCUCUACGAGCCAAAUACGACGCUGCUUGUUCGCAGCACACAAGCACCGUCAUCGAGGGAACCAAUGAGUGCACUGCCCAGCACUUCCUCACGAUGAUGAACACCUAUCUCACGGACCAGCAGUGGUGGGUGGGAGAUAGCGGCGCCCAGGAUCAGUAUCCCCCCCACAUCCGCAAGGCGAGGGAGGAUAACAAGGAUAUUGCGAAAUUCUACAGGGUGACGGAGGCUGGUGUCAGCAUCAGUAGACCGUCAGAAGUUGCACGAGCGCCGUCCAUGCAUGUGGCUCGCGGAACCGAAGCCGAAGACUGGCGCGCAUACAGCAGGGGUUCUGGCCGCACACCCAGCAGCACGGGAUCUGGACGUUUAUCCAGCAGCAGGGAAGCUGAUUUAGACACCACUACAGAUGCUAGUGACGAUGCGGAAGGGAGAGCGCGGAAGAGACAGCGUCUGUCCAUGUAG
Messenger RNA from Peniophora sp. CBMAI 1063, 1464 nucleotides. The record is from the annotation of a GenBank genome assembly. NCBI's taxonomy places the organism in Eukaryota, Fungi, Basidiomycota, Agaricomycetes, Russulales, Peniophoraceae.